Messenger RNA from Aplysia californica (California sea hare), 2600 nucleotides. Its product is annotated as EGF-like domain-containing protein 1. The record is from RefSeq and is a predicted model, not a curated record. NCBI's taxonomy places the organism in Eukaryota, Metazoa, Mollusca, Gastropoda, Aplysiida, Aplysiidae.
AGCAGUCUAACGCCAAACUUAGCGCUCCCCUCCCCCCCUCCUCUCCCUCUCUUUCUACAUACAGAAAGGUGGGCUUCUAAGGGAUAGGGUUACAUUUAUAGCUAAGGGGCUUCCAUUUUUAAAAUAAAAAGUGACAGGGACAGCUUGAGGUAUUGACAAGGCGUGUGAGUAAGUUUAACUCUUUUAGGACGUUGCAGACACACCAUAUUAUAACCAAUCAGCAACAGAUCAAAGUCAUUAUUGAGUGAUAUUUCGAACCCUUAUACACAAACCAUAAUCACAAAUUCGCAUAUUAUUUUAUAUUAUUAUAACCCAUGCCCGUCUUUUCAAGUUUCAAAUAAAGAAAACGGAAUUGAAAACUGUAUAAGCUGCGAUGUUAUGCCCAAAAUCAGCGAGUCUGCAAGCCCUCUCGAAUGACCAGAAUGCGUGUCGAUCAAUGAGUUAAUCAGGCUGUCUUAGUUCUUUAUUUAUUGAGUGACGUAUCAUACAGUUCGUGAGUAUUGAAUUGAGAUUUGUGUUCUUCCUAAGUCAUUCAGAUGAUUCACAUUGAUGAGGACUCAACGUGACAGGUCGUAGUACUACGUGUGUGCCUGCUCUGUCUACCUUUUAACGCUUCACAGACAUUUGGAAGUCGUAGCCAUCAACGCCUGAAGAAAACUUCAUACCCGCUUCUAACAGAAAGUCUCGAAACUACUAAAAUACAUUGUCUUAUACCAAAGCACCACUGCUUGGAAAAGACUAAUACAAUACAUGAACCUGAUAAAAAAUAUACAUAGGACAUUCAUUAAGGAAAGUGGUGUAACGUUUGCAAAAAACGGCCUGGCAGUUAACGAGAGCUAAAAAAACCCGACAACAACGGUGUGGGAGAACAACGCGACGGAACUCAGGGGAAUUAUAAUUUAGGGUAGGACUUGAUGCAACACCCUUAUAUACCUGGAGAAAAUUUCGCAACAAUUAUAUGUAUAAACAAAAGCUUUAGCAGUUCUUAUCCUGUGUCUUAUAAAGAGAACAUUUUACGCCGACAAUAUUAUACACAAUAAUUAUUUUAAAAUUACGGAAGAGAUUUUACACUAGUAACAUAAUAUACGCGCAUACUGCAGCACCUUUUGUCCCGUUUCCCAAAACGGCAAACGAAAGAAGAUCUCAACACAGGGAAACAAACCACAAGCCCACCGCUCAGUGUAAGGUCAAGAAGACAACACACAGCAGCAGCAUGGCCCCUGUUGGACGAGAUCACAUGACCACCAUCAUUCUCCUAGCAACAUUUGUUGUGGCCGCUUCCGCUCAAGCGGUCCUUGACUUUGACUGUCGCCGGCAGGGGGCGCAGUGCGACGAUGGCGCAAAGUGCGACGUGACACAGGGAGACUGUGACUGUGCCACGGCCACAACUGGUACCAUAACAACACGGGACUACAAAUGCGGUGACAACUCAGAGUCUGGCACCUGCACAGCACUGUGCGAAAACAGCGGAGUCUGCGUCCUAUCUAUGUGUAACUGCCCCGAGAGUUACUAUGGAGACAGGUGUCAGAUGAACAGAGUGCAGGUAGAUUGCGACGGAUCAAGCAUGUUUCUCAACGUGAACCCGGAUGUUAAUACCUUCUCUGGUACAAUCUUUGUUGUCGGCCAGGAAACCACGCCCGGCUGUAAUCUGACUGCAGGAACUGGUGGCACAGGAUUGGGAAAUUUCAUCGAGAACAAAGAUGAUCUGGAUGGCUACAGAAUACAACUGGAACACACUGGGAGUGGCUGUGGAGACAUUACACCGGAGGAUGAAACAGAGAACGGCGUCACGUACAAAGUACGCAAACGCCAAUUUUUGGUACGUCAUAGUGUGGACUUCAUGACGUCACUAGAUCAGGUGAUCACUUCUGAGUGCCGCCGGGCUGAGGGCUCCACGCAGAUUUACAGUACUGCAUCAGUUGUGGAGCAAAACAACAAUGAUUUCACAGAUGUGAAUGUUGAUAGCGAUGUGGAAACUGUAACAAUGGCAGUGCAAAACGCCGACGGGUCACCGAUAUCUGACCCAGUGCAGCUCGGUGCUGAUAUGAUGCUUGUCUUCACCCUUGCUGCAGGUUCCGGUUUUGAGGACUUCCACGUCUCUUCUUGCGAAGCCAACAACACUGAGGCUGACACAGAAUCCAAGACCUUACAAUUCAUUGAAGACAGUUGUCCCAGCGCUACCGCUUACUCCCUGUUCCGGAGCGGGUUGACCAAGGAACCUGCUGCUGCAGCUGACGACCCGGUGGUGGUAAAGGUCAACAUGAAAGUGUUCAGGUUCCUGGGCAGCUCAGACAAGGUGGCGUUUGUCUGUGACAUUGUACUUUGUGAUGCUGCCAGCGACCCUCAGUGCGCAGAUAAAGAAUGCUCGGGUGUCGUGGCCAGCGAUGCUACAACCAGCCCGUCAACAGCCUCAGGAACCACCGCCAACCCCCUGGUCAACCCACAACCGGUCACACAACCGACCACACAACCGGCCACACCAGCCAACCCUGCAGCGACUAACCCCGCCAACAGCGGGAGGAAGAAGCGGGCAGCCGGAGACCAUCAGAGAGUAGAUAGCACCAUAACUGUUUACGACCCGGCCGAGGCCACAGGGCAAG